Physcomitrium patens is the source of this 2275-nucleotide messenger RNA. RefSeq lists its product as uncharacterized. The record is from RefSeq and is a predicted model, not a curated record. Gene Ontology annotation, cellular component: endoplasmic reticulum; Golgi apparatus. Lineage: Eukaryota; Viridiplantae; Streptophyta; Bryopsida; Funariales; Funariaceae.
GUGCUCCGUGCAGAUUGUAGACCUUCUUCGCCCAUCUCGUCCACUUUCUGUAAUAGGUUAUUGCCGGCUGCGUCGCAUUCCCUCUGUGAUUCUUCUCUUUGUCCCGCCUUUGCUACUGCCUCCUCGUGGUAGUGUCAUCGUUGACAACAACUCGGGUGCAUAACCUUGAGGUCCAGCGUAUCAUUUGGGUUUUGGUUUUGGGUUGGGGGUUUGCGGGAUCUGUGCGACGGCGAUGGCGAUUGAGGGUCUGGAUGCUGAAACCAGCCAUGGUAGUGGAAAUGCCAACGCAAACGGCGGGGGCUACGUAGACCACGGGUGGCAGAAGGUGACAAAUCCGAAGAAGCAGAAGCGUCAGGAGAUUGCCAAAGCCAAGGGCGGGAAGGAUGGAGAGAAGGGUGCUUCCAAGGUGUCGUCUGAUUCGAAGCUGUUCCAAGCCCUUGAGAUGGAAGCAAAAGAUCGGCGGGCCAGACUCGAUGCCAGGUUAGCUGCGCCUCUAACAUCUGGCUUUGAUGAUGAGGACGAGAGCGACGAUGGGGAGGCUCCUAAAGCUGAGAGUUCAGCUCAGGAGGCAGAUGCAAAGAAACCCAAGGUUAAGAAGCCUAAAAAGCCGAAAGUGUCAGUUUCCGAGGCCGCAGCCGCCAUCGAUCCCUCGGAUUUGGCCACCUUCCUGUCCGAUAUCUCGGAGUCUUUUGCAACCCUUCCUGAUGUACAGCUCCUCCGCUGUGCUGACUAUUUUGGUCGCGCUUUUUCGGCUGUGAGCACUGCCCAAUUCGGAUGGAAUAAAAUUCUUCGUGAAACUCCCCUGAUCAAAUCAAUUGAGAUUCCUCUCUGCUACAUCCCUGAGACCGUGAACAAAAUGUUGGCAGACUGGUUGUCCCAAAGGCCUGCAGGCGCAUUAUCUGAUUUUAUGAUCUGGAUCUUGAAAGAGAUUCUCGAAGAUGCACAUGCACACUCGGGUUCUCACAAGAGCUCUAAGGUUUCUGCAACUCCGUCACAGAAAACCAAGGUUGGUAUCCUAAUUCUACUUGCCAUAAUUUUGAGAAGAAGGCCUGACAUUUUACAACAGCAAGCUCAAACAGUGCGUAAUCAAUUUCAAGCUCCGGAUCACUUGCCCACACUGGUGUGGGCUUAUUCUCAGGCUGCCCAAGGGGACCUGGUUAUAGGAAUGUCUUUGUGGGUGCACAAUCUCUUGCCUCUCGCUGUUGGGAAGUCCAGUACGCCUGCUUUGCGAGACACUGUGCUGCAGUUUAUUGAGAGUGUGUUGUUCGCCAACCUUAAGAAGGCUCGUCCUGUGCUUCUUAAUGGAGUUUCGAGGAAAGGCGAACGAUUAGUUCCAGCUGCUUCUCUUGAUUCUGUGAUGCGGGCUUCUUUUCCCGCUGAGUCUGCUCGGACUAAGGCUGCAGAUAGGUUUCAAACUGUGUACCCAAUUAUUAAGGAGCUUGCAUUAGCAGGUUUACAAAACAGCAAAACUACUCGACCUGUGGCUCAGCAGCUCCUUCCUCUUAGUGUCGCUGCUCUAUCACAAGAUGUGGAGUCCCUUUCACAGGAGGCAUGCAGUAACUUCAUCUGGUGCUUGUCUCAGAACAGUGAUUGUUAUCAACAAUGGGAAAAGCUGCAUCUGGAUAAUUUGAAAGCAAGUAACUACGUGCUGAGUUUCAUUAGGCAGGAGUUUAAGGAGGUUUCACAUCGGCUUGCUCCAUUCACUCAGUUAAAGAAGACUGUUCAGGCUUUUAGGGUUAAGCACAAAACUAUUUUGGCGAACCCUCAAAAGAACCACGAUUUGGAGGUUCAGGUGAAGAUUGCAGAUGGCCACUGCAAAGCUAUUUUGGGCAAGCUGUCAUCCUUCCCCUCUUGUGCAAGUGCUACAUUGACGUUGGCAGCUGGUGCCGCCAUGGCUUACGGUUUUUAUCUCCUCAGCCCCGACGUGAACCCAUGGAAGUGGGACGGAUGGCUACUCCUUAGCAAGACUCACUCUCUAUUUUGAUUUCUUAGCUUUUAGUUGCAAGGCUUUUUAGUUUCAGUUAAGAUUGAAGAACUAGCAAUGGUCUUCAAGGAACCCUCAGGAGCGCAUUAGACAAAACUGUGUUUGUUGAAAUUUGAACACAUUAAUUUACAGUGUCUUCAGGAUAAUGAAGUAACUAGCUUUGGUGUAUACUAAAUGCACGGAAUGUGCUUUUCCUUCUCAGGAAGUCUUUGUAAGUGCCCGAUUGCCAGUUCAAUGGAUAGAUCUCAAUGUAAAAUUUGUAGAUCUCAUACAGCCUUUUCUGCCUUCUUA